Podospora pseudopauciseta is the source of this 2244-nucleotide messenger RNA. RefSeq lists its product as uncharacterized. Lineage: Eukaryota; Fungi; Ascomycota; Sordariomycetes; Sordariales; Podosporaceae. The record is from RefSeq and is a predicted model, not a curated record. The transcript is spliced from 4 exons. The coding region runs from base 1 to 1494 and encodes 497 amino acids.
AUGGAUCCGUUCGGGGAACCGGCCGCCGACACCUUGGCCGCGGCUCGUCUUCACGUCCAAGCCCUGACCGACUGUGGAUUACCCCGCGAGGCUCUUUUGCGGGCUCUUCUGGAAAACUAUGGCGAUGCUUCUGGGAGGGCCAGCAUACUAUCGACGGCAACCACCAUGAGCUCCGUCUCGUCUCAAGCCGCAGGAGGACAGGAGAUUGCGCCGCUUCCCACGCCGCCUGCGCCGCCCGUAAAGAGCAACAACCGGGGCACUUCCAAACCGCAAGGCGCAUACUGGUGCACCUUUUGUGACGUUGCUUUCCAGCGCAAGUUUGACUGGAAAAGACACGAGGAUGAGUUCCACGAGAGAUAUAAGCGCUAUCCGUGUCCCAACUGCAAUCGGAUCUUCUGGGGAGCCAAUACGUUCAAUCAGCACCACAAGAACGCCCACGGCUGCACGACAUGCCCGCACGCGGAUCGGGUGGUGCGCUACACACAGCGCAAAACAGCAUGGGCCUGCGGAUUUUGCGGAGGUUUUCUUGCCAGCCGCGAUCGGUAUUUCGACCAUGUCGCCCGCCAUUAUGAGGAUGGAUGCAACAAGGGACACUGGAACCACUCACUCGUAAUCUACGGCCUACUUCACCAACCUUCGAUCAGCAAUGCAUGGAAGGAGCUCAAUGCUGCACUCUACGGUCAUUUACCACGCGAUCAGCAGCCAAUGCUGGAAUGGGAUGCCAAGGUGACUGGCAAUGCGCCCGGCUUCCUGGAGGGUGAAAGCCCCGGCAAACUCCAGGAUUUACUCGAAUUCUUUAACGAAAGUAACGACGACCCGAGAUUUCUUGCACGACUCGCCCACGACCAGGCGAAGAUUCGAUUCCGGCAUGAGGUACUGCAGCCUGGCGGCAUGUCUCCCACCGACAUGGCGUCACGGCCUAUUUCGGAGCCCCCGAAGCUGAAGUCCUCUGCUUCAACUCAGACACUUUUGUCAAACAAGCACAUGUCCUCGCCGCAGCCCUCGGGGGGGUCUGACGGGCCACCACCUGCAUACGACAGUAGUUCUGUACAGCAUGUCUUGAAGAAGCAGCGAAGCAUGGCUCCUUCACUGGAUGCAUCGUAUUCGAAGCCUCAUAUGUUUAGCACACCAACACCGCAACAACAGCCGCUGCCACAACCACCACAAUUACCUUCUCAAAAGCUGAUUAACAACCCGUUUCUUACUGCAGCGCCGGAACCUCAACCUCGCAACCUGCUGGGGAUUCAACUGGAAACUACGGCGUCUGGAGGAUUUUACGACUUGACGCUUACACAUCAACAGCAAUUAUUACAGCAGCGGCAGCAGCAACUAUCGCCGCAAGAACACCAGCCACAGUUCCUGCCGCAGAUUAACGCGAUCAAUUUAUACGACGACUGGAGUAGCAUGGUGGGGACGAUGGUAGACGACGGGUCGGGGACGACAUGGUGGCAGACGACACAGCAUCCAGGUACACAUCAAGGACCACCGCAGUGAUUUUUCCAAGUCGCUCUUCAUAUCACAGCACUGUUUUUUUUUCCCCGCUACAUCACAAAAACCUUUUUCUUUGUUUGGAAACCCCCGGAUUUGGACACGGUGCUUGAAAACAAGCAAGGCGUUAUUCUGGGCAGCUGUUUUUCUUCAUUCCUCGAAUACCCUUCUGAACAUUUCUCUUCUUAUACCCCCAAUUUUGCGGGCCUGUCAUUACUACAUCAUUUUUUUUUCGCACACUUUUGGAACCAUUUACCUGUCGAUUAGGUUGUUCUCUUUUUUUCUGGUGUUUUUUGUUUUGGAUUUUGGACCAUUUGGGUUUAUAUACGACAUGGGUUGGACAGGAAGGAAGGCAAGGCAUUGGAGGGAAAUGGGCGGAGGUCAAGCAAGCAAGCAAGGUGAAUUUUGCGAUGGAGGCAUAAGCGGUUGGGAAAAGGGUGUGCGGAGGUGGUGAAAGUUUCUGGAUUUGUUCCAUUUGGAGAUUAGGCGUUCCAUUAUUGAGUACGGGAGAUGUAAAAGUCUGACCGGGAUGGCGAGAGGAGAGGGUUGUGGGGUUGAGAGAGAGGACUGGAAAGGGGGGGCAGGGGAUGUUUUUUUGUAUUAUAUAUUUGCUCCGGUUCCCAAAGCAUGGUGUGUGCCCCCCCUUGGGAACCUGGAAAGCAAGGUAACGGAGAGGUUUCGGACUUGGGGAGAAUAAAAUUCUCGAAUCUGUCACCUUUGUCUUUUUUCCAUGCUGCAAUACUGGAUGGAUCCCGG